Messenger RNA from Cheilinus undulatus (humphead wrasse), 5133 nucleotides. It is a transcript of the gene ifngr1, whose product is annotated as interferon gamma receptor 1. The transcript is spliced from 7 exons. The coding region runs from base 233 to 1492 and encodes 419 amino acids. Lineage: Eukaryota; Metazoa; Chordata; Actinopteri; Labriformes; Labridae. The record is from RefSeq and is a predicted model, not a curated record.
CAAGCAUUUCCCAAAUCACCCAGGGUCAUGAAAGAAGGAUGUGAAUCAGGGUUUUCCUGGGACCUGAAUGAGGAACUUGUGAACUUCCCCUCGCUCUGAGUCUGUGUGGAGGAUUCUCGGUCUGACAGGGGUUCUGAUGAGUUCCUCUGGGUUCAGCUCUUUGUCGUGUGGCUCCUCCGUGCUCACAGGGAAGGAGGAUUUCUGAGGAUCUGUGGACCCUGAGGCCUCAGUCAUGCCUCUGGACGGUGCGUUCACGGCCCUCCUCGUCCUGAUCGGCGGAGUUUCUGCUGGCAUCGUUCCUCCUCCGACAGGCUUGACUGUGAGCUGUGAAAACUUGAACGUGACGGCGCGAUGGAGAUACCUCAGACAGGACCCCAACACCCGGUUCAGGCUGCACAUCAGCGGGGAUGCUUGGGAUUAUACGAACGAAACCAGCGAUCACCACUAUGACCUGACUCCCUUCGUCUGGAAGUCUGAAGAGCAUUACAUGGGAGUCCAUUCAGUGAAUGUGACAGCCAUACUGGGAGAAAACCAGUCCCGACCAGUAGCGUCUGGCACCUUCACCUUUAACGAUCUCCGGACGGCUAAUAUCAAAUGUCAGUUGGCGUUCCCUCCUGUGGACCUGAAAGUGGACGACCUAGAAGCCACUGUGACUUUUACAAAUCCUUUCCACUUCUACCCAGAGCUGAAGCUGGUCAAGAAGCCCUAUUUUGAAUUUUGGGUCACCACUGUGAAUGGUGAAAAGCGAGGAGAAUGCUUGGAGCGUCAGAAAACCUGCCUACUCGGCUUCUUGCUUCCUGAGGAUGAGGAUCAGUGCGUUACUCUGAAGGGGCGGUUGUACAAUGGGAUAGUUCACUUCUUGGUGUUCAAUGAGACAGGCUCCAUCUGUCUUGAUACGCCAGCUGAUUUCCAUGGGAUCCUGCUCAUCUUUCUGCUGUUGGGGGUUUUCAUCGUAGUCAGCGUAAUAACAGCGUGCAUCUGUCUCACAAAGUCCUGGACAUUUAAGAAGGAAGAACCAGGUCUGCCAACGUCGCUGAAUCCUCCCGCAGACUUGAAAAAGCAGUUCUUCACCCAGAAGGAAGAGGACUACAGCGCUGUCGUGCUGAUUGAAAACACACCGAUGAAGAGCUCGUCGAUGAGCUCCGAGGAUGGCGGGCUGCCGGCCAGUGGAGACGAAUCUGAAGCCGAGGGUCUUCUAGGAUCAGUCGGACCUUACGCAGACGGAAAUUGUUUAGAAAACAGCGACCAGCAGCUGGAGCCAGGAGACAGCAGGGAGGACAACUCAGGAGAUGACUCGGUGAAAACGGAGAUUAUUCUGAUCGAUGUGGAGGAGGGGGGAGAAGAAGACAAGAGGGAGGAGAAGGAAGAGAAGGAGAACGUGGACUGGUUAUGGGAGGGUGAGGGCAGGGAGGAGGAGGAGGAGGAGGAGGAGGAGACGGAGAGAUCACCCUAUGACUCCCCUCACAAUCUGCCAAUAUACCAGAAAAGAUGAGACGAUGUUUUAGAGACCAUGUAUGGGUUAAACGUUUGGUAAAGGCGGAGUUAAGCUCAGGUAAUCCAGGACCUACAAUGAGGACACUCAGGGAGGCCGUGCCUCACUCAAAAAUCUCUGGACAGGAAGUCUGAGUGAUUCUAUAGAAACCAUUGACUAUAAGACAUGGACGUAGUCUCAGUUACACCACCCAUGGGUUUCUUUAGAGGAGUUCAGGAGAUUUUUACUCAAAUUCAGCAAGUUUUUAAAAGUUUUGAUUAUUUUUGUAAACUUAAGCCUUUAUGGUUUCUAUGAGUCUGGGGGAUGGGGACGAUCCUGUCUCCGGAUGUGUCUUGAAGUUAAGUUCUGUUUACGUUUGUGCCAACUGGCCACACCGGGACAAAAACAAGCUUCUUUGAGUCCUGAAAGUAGUGACACAUUUGGGUAAAAGGUUUCAAAUCUGGCAGAAACGCUGGAAGACACAGAUUAAAAAGCUCUGUUUAAAGUCUGGAGGGGCGGAGUCAGAUAAUGUCUGUUUCCACCAAGCGGUCUGGUUUGGUUCAGUCCAGUUUUCACAGUGAAUCAUGAUCUUUCUUGUGUUUCCACAACUGAUGUCAGUCCAGUCUCACUCAAACCCAUCUCUUUAGAAACUAGAUCGUUUGACUCAGCUCAGUCAUAAAAGCCGGUCUUUAGGCUCUUAAACAGCUUCUUUUAGCAGCAGUUUGGCUUUUUAAAUGUGGAUUAAAUGGAAGAGUGAAAAAUGGCUCUCAAUCAGGAGCCAGCGCCUGUCAUUCACAUUAAAGAGCUGACUUGUAGUUGUAGACUUGUUGUUCAUGAAUGACACAGUAUUCGUUUCAGACGCAUAUGAACGUCUUCCCUUAUGUUCGCGGUUCUUUGUUGGCAAUUUUUGGAGACGUGGGUGGAGCAGCGAGGGAGCAGUAAAAGUGAAUGUUAACGGUUUCUCUUGGCGCUCCUCGUCUUCAUCGAUAAUGAUGGUCUGCAGUCUUUGGCGAGCCCAGCUGUUAUGUUGACAAAUCCAGAUCUGCUGCACGCCACCAGUGUAGCCCGACGACCACAGCUUGAUCCGUCUCUAUGUUAGCAUCAAGAGCUACGUUACAGAUUCAACCGAGGAAGGCAGGAUUCAGUAUUGUAACGUAGCAACACUGAAUGCCCUGACAACGAGGUUACCACCGCUAUUAGCGCUAAAUAUGCCGACUAUGGACACAGGCUGUUAGAGCUGAUGAUGUAAUGAUGACGCAUAAUGUAACAAAAAUUUGUAAGGUAACAAAAAGUCAUAAUGUAACGAAAACUCAUAUUUUACCAAAAUGUAACAAAAACUUGAUGUAACAAAAAUGUUACAAAAACUCCUAGUGUAACAAAAAUGUAACGAAAAUUUGUAAUGUAACAAAAACUCAUGUAACAAAAAUGUAACAAAAAUUCAUAGUGUAAGAAAAAUGUAACAAAACUCAUGUAACACAAAUGUAAUGAAAAACUCAAAAUGUAGCAACAUACCAAGAUGUAACCAAAUGUUGCCUUUACAUUUUGUUACAUUAUCUACCAGUUGUUACAUGGUGAGUUUUGGUAACAUCUUUGUUGUUACAUCAUCAGCUUUUACACAUGCCCUGAAACUGUUGUCACUUCCUGUUUGAGUAAAACGCUGUCAGUGUGUGAUUAGAGACAGCACUAACCUGCUCUGUACUGUUUUUAAGUGUAGUGUAUCAACGUAUACUAACAGAAGUGUGAGAUUCGAGACGCUGCAUGUUAACAGGAUGAUCUCAUCCAAAAACAGGAAACCUGUAGUUGUGUUUUGGCCGUUUGUUUACACCAUGAUGAUGUUUUCUGUGCCUGGAAACAGAAAUAUGUUCCAGACUGCAAACUUAAAAAAAAAAAAAAAAAAUCCCCAUUUCUGUUGCCAUGUGGACUGAAGGUAUUAACAGAGAUUUUUUGCACACACUCCCGUCGGUAUCCAUGUCUGAGUAGUUGGACUACAAAAAUGGCGGCCCUCUGAGUUGUGUUUGUGCUGCUGACCCACCUCAUCGUCCACACUGAUGGUGGUGUGUCGGCCAUAUUUAAUGUUUACACCUCACCGCUCAGUAGGAGGAAGAGGAGGCGAGUAUGCAUGUUCCAUUAGAAGUCACACUGCCAACUAGUGGUCUGGCAUUCGUACAGCAGCAUUUAGAGUCUGUGGAUCACUUCUGGCUAAACUUGAAAAGCGACUCUGUUGUCAGUGGAUCACAGCCUCAGCUGCAAAACUGAAGUGUUUUAUCAGAUGCAGCUCUGCAGAUUAACUGUGUGAAAAGCAACUAAACCAAAGAAAUAAGCACAUGAAAUGUUUGUCAGCAUUUUUAUCAGCUAUUUUGUAGGUUGAACCAGGGCAUUAACUGUUUUCUGAGACGUCCUUGUUUUUUUAUCUUUGUGAUAUGUUUUACUUCCAGCCUGUGUGUUAAAGCCGGUGCUUUUAUUACAGCCUGUAUGAAUUAUUUAGUUUUAUUAUCAGAGAAACAAGCAAACCAAGCGCUCAGUUAGAAUCACUCCUCAGUCUCUGAUCGUCUGGUUGUUGUCUGUAUUUUUAUCUUGUGUUGUUCAUUUUAUCAGUUUUGGUUCCUUUCUCCCAGGUUUGGAGAAAUCAUUGACAUUUUUCUGCCUCUCUCUUACAACAGAUUUAGACAUGUUAAUUUUUAAAGGUUUUAUUAAGACUCAACAUGAAGAACAUAAAGAAAUUGUGAAUAUAUUUUAAAUUAAAUCAAACAAUCUAAAACCCACUUUGAGUAGACCCUACCGAUUCUGAGCUCAGCAGUCUUAAGCGCUGAGGACCAGACUCACGCUGACAGCCAACAGAAAGUAGUUUUAGAGAGACUGGUCAUAGCGUGGUGUGGAUAUUCCAGAUGAAAGAAGGAAGCACAUUUAUGCAAAGAUGGCACAAUGGUUGAGUCUUUUACUUCAGUGUUUCUGGUGAUAAAUCAGAGGACAAUCUCUCAGACCUGUGAGGGAAAUCCCACCGAGAUAUUUGAUAUUUAAGUGGCCCUAGUCGUUAACAGGUCUAGGAGCUUUGGUUCCUAGUUGUUCCGAGUUUGUCCUGGACUUUCCCCUCCUGGCAGCACACACGUAGGUGUUAUAAAUACCUUUCACAGGUACAGCUCAGUCUUACCACUCAUGCACAAUUCCUGCUGUCAGACUAGUAAAACAGGCUGGGAGUGUUUGUCUCAUGUUUAUGUUCUUUAACACGCAAUUGUUGUUGUAUGAGGCUGGUUUUGUUUAUUUUUUUACAGACAAGAAUAAACUGAGGAAUGAUUGCUGAUUUUAUCCAGUACACUGAUUUAUUCAGUCUUUAGACCAGAAUGCCUUUGGUUUAGUCCAGUGAUAAUCAACGUGUGGCUCUUUUAUGUGUUAAUUUAAAAUAUGAAUCCCCCAGAAAACCUUAAAUCAUCUACUGCAAGUCACAGUUUGUUUCCCACACUUGUACAGGAGCCUCCAACUGUCAAACUUAAUUGUCAACCUUUAUUGUCAUUAUAUUUUCUUUGCUGUUUUUUGCAAUUUUUUGCCCCUUUUUUCUUUAUUCCACCUUCAAUCCAUGUUUACCUUUGCCCUUACUUGCAAUUUUUUUGCCCCUUUCAAUCCAUUUUUACUGCUUUAAACCCAUAUUUUGCAACUUCUUUUUCCAA